Danio aesculapii is the source of this 3094-nucleotide messenger RNA. It is a transcript of the gene brinp3b, whose product is annotated as bone morphogenetic protein/retinoic acid inducible neural-specific 3b. The coding region runs from base 498 to 2798 and encodes 766 amino acids. The record is from RefSeq and is a predicted model, not a curated record. The transcript is spliced from 7 exons. Gene Ontology annotation, biological process: negative regulation of mitotic cell cycle; positive regulation of neuron differentiation. NCBI's taxonomy places the organism in Eukaryota, Metazoa, Chordata, Actinopteri, Cypriniformes, Danionidae.
UGCACUCGUGGGAAAACCGGCAUUCAUUCUCCAUCCUAUUUUACAGCUGAAUCAAGACUGGGGGAAAACAUCCAAGCUGCAACUCCCGAGAGAACAGAGGGAUCUAAAGAAAUCUCACCGUUUAUUCCUUCGAAAAAGCGAACAUUUUGUGUCUCUGUCAGGCGUGCGUCAACUUCUUCCUGCGCGCGCGACUGUGGAUUUGGGAACGCGAGCGCACCUGCUUUCACCUGAUUUGAGAAAACAGUUUACCGAAAUACUUUAGAUACAUUCCGAAAGGAUCGUUUUGCUUUGCGGACGGCUGAACGGAGGAUUUCCAAGUGCGGUCUUUUAUCAUUCCUUCUGUGUUUCGGAUACCCGAAGUGAAACUAGUGUCAGGUAGCGCUCCUCUUUCCGAAAUCUGUGUGAUGUUAACUUGAGAACGCCAUUUAAAAACACCCGCUAUUCUGAAUUGCGAACACAAAGAGGAUAUGAGAAGAGUAAAUAUGUAUGGCUGAAGGAUGUGGGCUCGGAGUGUUGGUCCGAGACCGCCUGACCCGAUGCUCUUAUGGGAGGGGAUGGUGCUCUGCGUCCGCUGGGUUUGUGUGCUCGUGUCUGUGGCUCUGUAUGUGGGCUCCGCGGAGCCGCUCGGGUGGCUGCUGUCCGAUAAAGGUCCUUUCCACCGCUCCCAGGAAUUCAUUGAGUUCACCGAGCGGUACCAGCACGGCUUUACGACCAGAUACAAAAUAUACAGGGAGUUCGGCCGCUGGAAGGUCAACAGCCUUGCUGCAGAGAGACAAGAAGGCAAUGGUGCGGCCGUGCCCUUUGACCCUGAAUUCAUCCAUAACGUCAGGCUUCUGGGGAGAAGGCCAAGUCUGCAGAAAAUCACCGACACCAUCAUUAAGAAAUACGGCACUCAUUUCCUGCUCUCUGCCACUCUGGGAGGCGAGGAGUCCUUGACGAUUUUUGUGGACAAAAGCAAGCUCAGCAGAGGUCAGCAGAACGGCGAUGUCUCCAAUGGGACAGGCGGCUCGCUGACCCUAGAAGCCCUCCACCAACUGGCCGCAUCCUAUUUCAUCGACAGAGACAGUACACUCCGGAAACUCCAUCACCUCCAGAUCGCCUCAACUGCCAUUAAGGUAACCGAAACCAGGACCGGCCCUUUGGGCUGCAGUAACUAUGACAACCUCGACUCUGUCAGCUCCGUUCUGGUGCACAGCCACGAGAACAAAGUUCAGUUGCAAGGACUUCAAGCUAUUCUGCCUGCUUAUUUAAGGAGUGGCUUUGUUCAGGCCGCCUUAGGCUACAUAGGCUGCAAUGCUGAAGGCCAAUUUGUGUGCAAAGACAAUGAUUGCUGGUGCCAAUGCGCUGCGGACUUUCCUCAGUGUAACUGCCCAGAGGCUGAUAUCCACUCCCAGGAAAGUUACCUGGAGCGCAUGAGGGACGCCUGGAGGCUGGAGAACCAGGAAUUUCAACACUCAGAUGAGUUCCAGAGUUUCAUGGGUAAACUACCAACACAGAGCGCUCUCAAUUCAUCAAGAAUCCAGCAGUUGUGGAGGACAGACAGCGCUCUACAGCAACGCUACAGGCAGCUAGAAAGCCGCAUUAGCCUCCUGCUUUCCAAGACCCGGCGAACUGCUAACAAGCUCUUCAGCCUCAGCAAGAGAUGCCGCACGCAGCCCAAAAUAGUCUCUCUGAGGGAAAGGCCUUUGAGCUACUGGCUGCAGUUCAGCUUGUCCAUCCUGUACUGCAGUGAGAACAACCAACUUGGAUUUUACACAGAGGAAUUACGGACUUGUGCCUGUCCGUACGAGAACCCCUCGUGCCAGGGUGUCGUCCCCUGCGAGGUGGGUGAUGGCCACCGUUGUGCUUCUUGCUCCGUGGACAACCGUACUCGCUGCUCCAGCUGCAACCCAGGUUAUGUUCUCAGUCACGGGGUUUGUAAAUAUGCAGUACCCAACCCCACCGACCACUAUCUUGGAUUUGAGACGGAUCUACAAGACCUGGAGCUCCGCUACCUACUGCAGCACCGAGACGGCCGCAUCACAACACAUGCAAUAUUUGUAAGCAACGAUGUGCGCCUCAAUGUUUGGUUUGACCCAUCAUGGAGAAAAAGGAUGCUACUUACACUCAAAAGCAACAAGUUUAAAUCAAGUCGCGUCCAUAUGCUCCUGGGCGUCUCGGUGCAGUUCUGCAUGACCAAGAACUCCACCAUAGAGCCUGUGUUUUCUGUCUAUGUCAACCCUUUCGGAGGGAGCCAUUCAGAAAGCUGGACCAUGCCAAUCAAUCAAAAUAGCUACCCAGACUGGGAAAAAACAAAGCUGGACAUUCCUUUGGAUUGCUUCAACUGGACCUUGACUUUAGGGAACCGGUGGAAGAGCUUUUUCGAGACUGUUCACUUCUACCUGAGAGGUCGCAUUCGGACAGAGUCCUCUCAGGGGAACGAAACGGUCUACGUUGAGCCCCUAGAAGCAACAGAUGCCUCACAGAACUUUGGAUACAUGAAGAUCAACAGCAUGCAGCUGUUUGGUUACAGCAUGCACUUUGACCCGGAGGCUAUCCAGGACCUGAUCCUGCAGUUGGACUAUCCGUACACUCAGGGAUCUCAAGACUCGGCUCUGUUGCAGCUAAUGGAGAUCCGAUAUCGGGUCAAUAGACUGUCUCCUCCUGGACCACUGCCAUUAGACCUGUUCUCCUGCCUACUCCGACACAGACUCAAACUGUCCAGCUCAGAGGUACAGAGAAUACUCGCCACACUACAGACUUUUAGUGCCAAACAGCCGUUCUACAAAGAGUACGAAGCUGCAAAACUUUGUAGCUAGAAAGCAAACCCAUUUAUUUUUUUGCCAUUGAUGUUUUGCUUUACUCGCUGAGAAGUUAAUUGAACUGAAAAUUAUUUUAUGAGGGAGGGGGGGUCACUGUUGUCGCUGUUUGAUAUGAAGUCAUUACUGUUCAUAGACAUGGUAUAUAUUUGAUGUCUUUGGUUCAAAUAGUAGUUCAGAUGAAACAAAGUUUUGCACAAUUUUAUCAAUUCUGCCAUGUUUGAAUUAAAUAAAGCAGGCAAAAAGCUAGUUUAAAACAAAAUUAUUUCUGUUGUGUUUGUAGCACGUUGAUUGUA